UUUUGACGAAUCAAACAGGGACCAAUAUGUUGAAGUAGUUCGGAGUCUCACUUCACUUCGGUGUGCUUCUCUGUUCUCAACUGCUGCCGUCAGCAUACUGCCCACCGUCAAUCGGAAACCCCGGAGACGCUAUCCCUUAACCACAUCUCGUAUCACUUAAAAUUUUAUUCGACUUGUUUGUAUGAUGGCACCAUUUUUGAGAUCAGCAAGGAAGAAAAAAAGGGAAAGCACAAUGGGGCCAAAUUGGCUUGAACUUCCUAAAGACAUUACAGAAAACAUUCUUCAAAGGCUUAGUACCAUUGAAAUUGUGACAAGUGCAUGUCAAGUGUGUCCUCUAUGGUGGAACAUUUGCAAGGAUCCUCUCAUGUGGCACACCAUUCAUAUGAUAGACAAUGACAGUUACCCCUACAAUAAUAUAGAUCUGGUAAAGAUUUGUCGUUAUGCUGUUGAUCGAAGUUGUGGUCACUUGCGAGACAUUGAGAUCGCGUCUUUUUGCACCGACGAUCUCCUUCAAUACAUAGCUAGUUGUGGAAGUCAACUACGUCGCAUACAGCUUACGAAAUGCCGAAAUAUUUCGCACAGACAAUUUAGUAAGGUUGCAAACAAAUUUCCUCUGCUAGAGGAGCUUGACAUUUCAUUUAGCAACCUAUGUAAGGAUUCUCUUGAAGUCAUUGGUCGGAGUUGUCCACUUUUGAUAUCACUAAAAUUUAGCAGGAUGUUCUGCAAAGACAUUGAGUUGAAUGAUGACGCAAUUGCUAUUGCAAAAACCAUGCCUAAGUUACGCCAUCUUUCGAUGUUUGGAAACUUACUCACUAAUGUCGGAUUGCAUGCCAUUCUUGAUGGAUGUCCCCUUCUUGAAUCUGUUGUCCUGCGAAAUUGUUUCCAUCUUGAUUUGAGUGGAAGCUUGGGGAAAAGGUGUCGUGAUCAAAUCAAAGACUUGGUACUUCCAACUGAUGUAGAUGAAAAUUGUGAUGAUGAAGAUUAUUUUUAUUUGAGCAGUCUAAUGGAAGAUGAAAUGGAUUUGGAUUAUCUAUUCUUUUUAAAUAUGUAUGACUUUUUUUUAGAUUUACAUGAAAAUGAUAACUAGAUGGUGACAAAUGUUAUUGAUAAUGUUAUUCCUUUGGUUCAUGAUGAUGGUAGCAGUUUGCUACAUUUAUUUUCUAA
Medicago truncatula (barrel medic) is the source of this 1164-nucleotide messenger RNA. Its product is annotated as putative F-box/LRR-repeat protein 23. Lineage: Eukaryota; Viridiplantae; Streptophyta; Magnoliopsida; Fabales; Fabaceae. Bases 182 to 1087 code for a protein of 301 amino acids. The transcript is spliced from 3 exons. Gene Ontology annotation, molecular function: protein binding. The record is from RefSeq and is a predicted model, not a curated record.